Messenger RNA from Ylistrum balloti, 2289 nucleotides. Its product is annotated as ankyrin repeat domain-containing protein 39-like. Bases 86 to 661 code for a protein of 191 amino acids. The transcript is spliced from 3 exons. Lineage: Eukaryota; Metazoa; Mollusca; Bivalvia; Pectinida; Pectinidae. Gene Ontology annotation, molecular function: protein binding. The record is from RefSeq and is a predicted model, not a curated record.
AUGAAACGUGUGACCAGAUGAAACAUUUAUAUUGCACGGGGUCUGAUAAAAACCGAUGCUAUGAUGAAGUAGCUAAAUCAAAGCAAUGUCGAACCACUCGCAUUCGUGCUCGGGUCACUUUGCAACUCCGUCCGUACACCAGACUCUUGACGAGUUGGAUUUCAGAAGAGGGAUAUGGACGUCAGCACUAGAUGGAGAUGUUGACGAGGUCGAGAAACAUUUAUCGAAAGGAGUGUCUCCAAAUCUUACUGAUAAUUCUGGUUAUACAGCUCUGCAUUAUGCAUGCAGACAUGGGAGGAAAUCAGUAUGUGAAUUGCUUCUGAGACACGGUGCUAAUGCCAACUCCAUGACUAAAUCUGGAAGAGUUACUCCCCUUCAUCGAGCUGCAUACUGUGGACAUGAGGAGAUUGUCUCCCUUCUGUUAAAAAAUAAGGCAGAUCCAUUGAUUCAGGAUGUUGAUGGCAAGACAGCAUUACACAAGGCUGUCGAAGAGGGGAAAACUGGUGUGAUGAAACUGAUAGUGACACACUGUCCUAGUUGUACCACUGUUCUGGAUUGUAAAAACAAGAAACCUGCAGAUUACAUAUCUACAGAGAAACAAGAAAACAUUGCAUUUCUUAAUGAAGCUGAAAACAAGAGCAAAAUGGAGAGAAAUACAUGAGAGUGCGAUAUUCUUGUUUAAGGGACAGCAGUAAAAAGUACACAUGUUAUGGAACACUCCUGUCGCACACAUGUGGGAUAUACUCUAGUGCUUGAGCAAUUACCAAAAUAAAAUAUUCUGCAUGCAUUAUUUGGUUUGAUGCUCCCACCACCCAACAGACUAUUGAAUGUAUUUAAUUAUAUAUUCAACUAUCACAGAAUGAAUUAUGUUGCGGAAAGUUUUUUAAAGCCAGAUGUUGUUAAAAACAAAUUUGUAUAAAUAAAAGUGAUAUUUUUCAGAUGAGUUGAAUGUAAUUUCUCGAAAUUCAAGCUGUAUAUCUUCAGUGUUAAACAUUAUACAAUUUGUAUACCAUGCUAGUUUUGUAAAAUGUUAUAUGUAAAAGCAAAGUCAUUUAUCAAGCUUUAAUAGAAAUAUUACUUAUAAUUUUCAGCAAAAAUGGUGACACAAACAAAAUAAAGUGGUAUUAAACAUCAGCAGUGCCAGCCCUACUGCCAUAUUAUAGGUCAUAGCUUCAAAUAUUAGUGUGAGACAUAUUUCCAGCAUGACUUUAUCCAAGAUACAUUCACUUACAAACAGUAAUAUGAUAUGAUGUCACAGCGGCAAUGCUAAUAGCCAGGUCCUAAUAUUAAUACUUGACUUUCUCUUUCAGGUCCUGGCACAUCAAUAUUGUAUAACAAAAGCAUUAUCGUUAUGUUGUAAGAUACAACAAUGCAGUUACUUAGGAUUAUGAUUCUGCACAUAUAAUAGUUAUUGGUUCUAUUAUUAUUUAGAGAACAAUAAAGAAAAUACGAAAAGAAAAAAUGAUGUAAUGAUAUUAAAGGUAAAAUAAUAUAUAUAUAUGUAUGUCUCAGACAUUUUAUUUGUUAUUAUGGCGACCUGCAAAACUACACGUAAAGUCCUCCGUGAGUUAGCCUAUAUGAAUAAUUCAUAAUUUGCACAGCAAAACACACUGAAGGUUAUUGAAAACUCCAGAUUUUUUUUACAUCUGAUCCUUAAAUCUGAAUGUAAGUGCAUGCAAACAGGUCUGUAGUAAACAUUUUAAAAACGAAUAGACAGUAAAUCAGUUGCGUUUGAGCACUGUAUGUGCUCUAAUCCUAAUCCAGAUUUAUCAAAAGCAAAUUUAAUUACCUCAAAAAAUUGUAACCACUUUUAGGAUGAUCUCUAAACAGAUAAUCAUCUACAUGUACAUGUGUGAAGAUCGUUUUUGACCCAGCACAAAUCCUGUGUCAGUAUUGAAACAAGUUUCUACACUAUCGAUGUAGCAGUAUACAACAUCAGGUGUUCAAACUCUCUUGUCUAACAACCAAGAAAUCCACUUCUGUAUAUUAUUUAGUUAGCAAUGCUUUUUAAAUUAUUUUUUUAAUCUUUAGAUACACACAAUGUAUACACUAUUUGGUGAGACGAUCAGUCGUGCCAUUACCGAUCUCGAGUUUGGCUGAAUUAUUUUAUGUAACAGAAGGGACUAUUAAACGUCAGAAGCGAAACCUGUACAACUGGAUGUUCGCACGACAAAAACACUCUUUACCAAUGAUUAAGGUGUACGCCUGAAAUAGGUAUUAUAUAAGGUGAACUUGUCAGUUAAAUAAGGUUUUAUACUCAAUAAACUGGAAUGUUUGGUGUGAAAAGCA